AUGCUGCCUUACCUGUUCCCUGAGCUGUCCACCUUUGCUACAGUCGCCGAUCUUAUCACCCACCUUCGCACUAGUGACGCUCGCCUGCGUGCCGCCCUUCCCACCGAGUUCUGCGCUAAGAACCCCCCUCCACUGUACUGGACACUCCACUUCAUAGUCACCCGUCUCCCUGACACCCUCAGCUCAGUGCGCGACUAUUUCCUUGCUCGCUGUCCCACUGAGCUCACUGUCGCCCUCCUAGAGGAGAAGCUGCUAGCAGCCGAGAAGAGCAUUGUAGCUGUAGGUGCUGCUCGCGGCGCUCCUCGCACCCCCAUCUUUGAGGGGUGUUCUCCCUCUCCCCUCGCUCCCUCCUACGCUACUGCUGCUGCUGUUGACUUCCUUGGUGCUGAGUCUGCUGGCGCUGCUUCUGCUCCUGGUGGGAGGCGCCGCACUGGCAAGGGCAAGGGGGGCAAGGGUGGCGGGGGUGGCGCUGGGGGGGGAGGGGGUGGGGGAGGUGGGGGGGGAGGCGGUGCUGGAGGGAGCGGUGGCGGGAGUGCCGGUGGGAGUGGGGCCGGCGGCGGAGGCGGGGGCGGCGGCGGGAGCAGUGGCGGUGGUGGCAGCGGCGGCAGUGGCGGCGGUGGCGGUAGUGGCGGUGGCGGUGGCGGUGGUGGCGGUCGGAGCGGAGGUAGUGGCGGCGGUGGAGGUCGGAGUGGAGGCACCGGCUCGGGCCAGAGCUCCCAGCAGCAGCAGCGUCCCCAGUCGACCCAGCAGCUUCGUGAGUGGCUUGCUCAGCGUGGGACGUCUGGGGGCAGUAGCCGCUGUUCCUAUGUCAUUCGCACAGGUGAUCGCAAGGGACAGACGUGUGGGAGGUUUCACACCCCGUACCGCUGCUUCUUCCGCCUUGACGACGCUUGGCGUGAGGAGAUGGGCGAGGAUGUUGAGCGCCCUCGCUGGGCUGAGCUGAUGAGGGCUGGGGUUGAUAUCUUUGCUCUUGACUAUGAUGCUAUUAUAGCUGCCAUGUAUGCAUUGACUGUUAGUGCCGAGGGAGACUGUUACUUGUGUGUGCCGCCUGACCCAGGUAUAGAGCCCGCUGCCCUAGGUACUAGUGAGUCUGCUCUCUCUGGUAUGGUGCCCCCUGUACCUGCUCCCUCCUGCACUGUCCCUGCUGCUUGCGAGUCUGCUCUCUCAGGUACAGCACCCACAGAGACUGCUCUCUCAGUCUCCUUGGCUGAUCCCUCUGGGGGCCCGGUCCUUGCCCGGUCCACCACUGUGCUCCCUUGUCCGGCGGUUCCGUCUGGCUCGUUGACAGGUUUCCACCUCCCCUCGUUCUCGACGAACCUGGUGAGCAACGCUGUCCUCCAGGAUCAGUGGGUUGACACCUUCACCCCUGGAGGACAGCGUGUGGCGAUCUGCACGUGCUCCAGGACCGGCCGUCACCUGGCUACGUUUACUCGUCGGCCGGGGUCGAGUCUCUACACACUGACCACUGCGUCUCCCCAGGUCGCUGCUGUCGGUCAGGUGUCCGCGUCAGGUCUGGUAGCCCACGCCUGUGAGUGUCGUUCCCUGUCGCACCAGACUCUUCUCUGGCACCACCGCCUGGGUCACCCCUCCUUGCCACGCCUCCGUGGCAUGCACCGUCGCCUCCUUGUGUCUGGUCUUCCCAGGUCCCUCCCUCCCCUCCCUGCCUCGCCUGCGCCGCCUUGCCUUCCUUGCGUCGAGGGGCGGCAGCGCGCCGCUCCUCACUCCUCCUCGUUCCCCCCGACAGAGGCUCCUCUGCAGACCCUCCACCUGGACGUGUGGGGCCCAGCCCGCGUUCGUGGUCAGGGCGGUGAGCGGUACUUUUUGCUGGUUGUCGACGACUACUCGCGUUACACCACGGUCUUCCCCUUGCGCACCAAGGGUGAGGUCCCUGCUGUUCUGAUCCCUUGGAUCCGCACAGUUCGUCUCCAGCUCCGCCGCCGUUUCCGGACGGAUCUUCCUGUCCUGCGUCUGCACUCUGACAGAGGUGGUGAGUUUUCCUCCGACCUCUUGAGGACCUUCUGUCAGGCGGAGGGCAUCGAGCAGACCUUCACGCUUCCGGACUCCCCACAGCAGAAUGGGGUUGCUGAGCGCCGCAUUGGCCUGGUCAUGGAGGUCGCUCGUACCUCCUUGGUCCACGCGGCGGCUCCCCAUUUUCUGUGGCCGUUUGCUGUCCGGUACGCCGCGCAUCAGCUCAACCUCUGGCCCCGUGUCUCCUUGCCGGAGACCUCGCCCACACUGCGUUGGACGGGGGAGGUUGGCGAUGCGUCGCGCUUCCGGGUGUGGGGUGCUCGUGCCCUUGUCCGCGAUACGUCCGCGGACAAGCUCUCCUCCCGCACGCUUCCCUGUGUCUUCCUUGGCUUUGUCCCUGACGCGCCGGGCUGGCAGUUUUACCACCCCACCUCGCGCCGGGUCUUCGCCUCUCAGGACGUCACCUUUGACGAGUCGGUCCCUUUUUACCGUCUCUUCCCCUACCGUACUGCCCCCCUCCCUCCCCCGCCGCUUUUCCUUGCUCCUGGUCCCCCUCCGGUAGACCCCCUCCCCCCUCAGGGUCCUGCUCCUUCAGGUGUCUCUCAGGUAGACCCUCCUCCCGUCGCUGAGCCUGUCGAGGUCACAGGUGACUCAGGUGCUGCUGCAGGUGGUGCUGCUGGGAGUGCUGAGCCUGAGGGUGCUGGGCCUGGGGGUGCUGGGACUACGGGUGCUGGAGCUGAGGGUACUGUGCCUGAGAGUUCGGCGCCUGGGGGUGCUGAGCCUGGGGGUGCUGCGACUGGGGGUGCUGAGCCGGCGUGUGCGGAGUCUGGGGGUGCUGAGUCUGGGGGUGCUGCGCCUGCGGGUACUGAGCCUGGGGGUGCUGCUACUGAGCCUACGGAGCCUCGGGUUGCUGCGUCUGGGGGUGCUCCGGUUCGGGGUGCUGAGCAGUCUCUCACACCACAGCAGCUUCGUGACUGGUACGUCCGGCGCUUUCGCCGUCCUCGUGGCUCGGCUGGAGCUGGGGGUGCUGGAGCUGCCGGGACUGGUUGUUCUGGGAGCACUACGACUGGAGCUGCUGGAGCUGGGGACUCUGGAGCUGGCGGCGCUAGCGGAGUUGUAGCUGCGGACCCUGGGGGUGGUGCUGCUGCUGGUGCUGCGGACCCACCUGGUGGAGCUGCUGCUGGAGCUGAGGACCCGAGCGGUGACGCUGCUGCUGGUGCUGAGGACCCGGACGCUGGAGUCUCUUCUGCUUCUGGAGCCGCUGCGCGGCCGCGGCCGUACUUCGUACCGCUCCUUCAGCAGGUUCUUGGGCAGGCUCCUCCUCCUUGUCCUCCUCCCUCCGUAGAGUGUCCUCCGACUGUCCAGCCGCAGUCACAGUUACCGCCUGCCUCGCCUCUCCCUGCUCCCUCUCCUUACACUGGUCCCACAGGAGGUCUUACAGAGCGUCGUGAGCCUGAGUCUCGUCCUGCGUCGCCUGUCCGUACUGCUCGCACUGGUCGUCGUGUCCGUCGUGAGCGUCCUCCUCCUGUCCCAGGCACUCACUACAUGACUCUGCGUCCUUCUACUGCUCCUCAGCGUGUCCCUCUGCCGUCUCCUCCUGCGUCCUCUUUGCCUGCUGUUCCGGACCCUGAGUCUGACCGGUAUCGUGCUGAGCACCCUACUGUCACGCGUCUCCUAGCUACUGUUGUCACUGACCCUACCUUUGAGUCCUCGGCUGUGUCUGCUCUGGUCGCUGAGUUGGUCGACUUUGCUGCUGCCUGUCGUCUAGACUACGCCGCUAGUCUUGUUGCUGAGUCUGAGUCUGUCUGUCCUCCGUCCGUCGGGGGUGAGUGUGCUCUUGGCACGGACGUCCUUGAGGACAGGCAGGAGGACUUUGACUCUCUUGCGGCUGCUGUACCUCAUCUCGUGGCCUGGUUGCUUGCCCCUGAGGGAGACCCGGAUGCACUAGACAUCCCCACUCCGCGCACUUACGCAGAGGCGAUCUCGGGUCCCUACUCCUCUCAGUGGCAGACAGCCAUGGACGCAGAGAUGGCAUCCUGGAAGUCCACAGGCACCUACGUCGACGAGGUUCCCCCUCCUGGGGCGAACAUCGUCGAUGGCAUGUGGAUUUUCAGGGUGAAGCGGCCGCCAGGUUCUCCGCCUGUCUUCAAGGCUCGUUACGUUGCUCGAGGCUUCAGUCAGCGUCAGGGGGUCGACUUCUUCCAGACCUUCUCCCCCACCCCGAAGGUGACCACUCUUCGGGUUCUGCUGCACGUUGCUGCUCAGCGUGACUACGAGCUUCACUCCCUUGACUUCAGCACAGCGUUCCUGCAGGGCAGCCUGCACGAGGAGAUCUGGCUACGCCGCCCACCUGGCUUUACUGGGUCGUUUCCUCCUGGUACCCAGUGGAGCCUCCGCCGGCCAGUCUACGGUCUCCGCCAGGCGCCACGCGAGUGGCACGACACACUGAGGACUACACUUGCGGCUCUUGGGUUCGCGCCGUCUACUGCUGACCCGUCGCUGUUUCUGCGCACAGACACGUCGCUGCCGCCGUUCUACAUUCUCGUGUACGUCGACGACUUGGUCUUUGCUACUGCUGACACUGAGGCACUCGCUCGUGUGAAGUCGGAGCUGCAGAAGAGACACACCUGCACUGACCUGGGUGAGCUGCGUAGCUAUCUUGGCUUGCAGAUCACCCGGGACAGAUCUCGCCGCACCAUCACCCUGACUCAGUCACACAUGGUGCAGCAGGUCCUUCAGCGCUUCGGCUUCCAGUUCUCCUCACCACAGGCCACACCUCUGGCUACCAGUCACUCGCUCUCAGCUCCACCUCCGGACGAGUCCGUAGAGCCGAGUGGCCCGUACCCAGAGCUUGUGGGCUGCCUCAUGUACCUGAUGACUUGCACGCGACCUGACCUCGCGUACCCUCUUAGCAUCCUUGCUCGUUACGUUGCACCUGGGAGACACAGGCGAGAGCACUGGGAGGCUGCUAAGAGGGUGCUGCGCUACUUGUGCAGUACAUCAGGCAUGGGGCUGGUGCUUGGAGGACACGACAGAGUUGUCCUCACUGGUCACUCGGACGCUUCUUGGGUGGACGACCUGGCUAUGCAGCGGUCGUCACAGGGUUACACCUUCAGCCUUGGCUCUGGUUCUGUCUCGUGGCGGUCCACCCGUUCUUCUUCUGUUCUCAGCUCUAGUUGUGAGGCUGAGAUCUACGCCACGGCCAUGGCUGCACAGGAGUUACGCUGGCUCACCUACCUGCUGACUGACUUGGGAGAGCGGCCUAGUUCUCCUCCAGUUCUGUACGGCGACAACAAGGCGGCCCUUGCCUUGUGUCAGGAGCACAGACUGGAGCACAGGACGAAGCACAUUGCUCUUCGCUACUUUCUUGCUCGAGAGCUUCAGCAGCGCGGUCAGCUUCGGCUUGUGUACGUGGACUCGAAGGCCAACACUGCUGAUAUCUUCACCAAGGCGCUCCCGCCUAGUGAUCAUCAGCGGCACUGUACUUCUUUAGGCCUUGUGUCCACGUUUCCUCACUUGCUCACUGCUUGA
Closterium sp. Yama58-4 is the source of this 5499-nucleotide messenger RNA. The record is from the annotation of a GenBank genome assembly. NCBI's taxonomy places the organism in Eukaryota, Viridiplantae, Streptophyta, Zygnematophyceae, Desmidiales, Closteriaceae.